GAUUAAAGAACAUGGCGCUAUCCAGAAUGCGUUCGGUUAUCAUUCUCUCAAGUGUAUCUGUCAAAAGUGAUAUGAAUUUUUAUUUACGCGUUGCAUGACAGUUUAGUUAGUAAUCUUGUCUAUUAUUUGAAACGAAAUGGGUAUUUUUUUUGCGAAGAAAAAACCACCUAGUCGUGUUACGGAACAAGAUAAGGCUAUCUUGCAAUUAAAACAAACUAGGGAUAAGAUCAAGCAAUAUCAACGAAGAAUUGAACAAAGUCUUGAGAAAGAACGGUUACUUGCAAAGAAACUUGUACAGAAUGGGCAGAAAGACCGUGCCUUGCUUCUUUUACGGAAGAAAAAGUUUCAAGAACAGGUAUUAUCAAAGACUGAUGGACAACUGGAAAAUUUGGAGCGUAUGGUACACGACAUAGAAUUUGCACAAGUAGAGUUGAAAGUCAUUGAUGGUUUGAAAGUAGGCAAUGCAGCAUUGAAGAAGCUUCAGGACUUGUUAUCUAUUGAUGAAAUCGAGAAAGUUAUGGAUGAGACUAGAGAAGGCAUUGAAAAACAAAAAGAAAUUGACGAAGUCUUAGCUGGAGAACUCACAGAGGAAGACGAAGGAGAAGUCGAAGCAGAGCUGGAUGCUCUUCUAGCAGCGGAAGUUAAAGAAAAGGCACCUGAAAUACCACAGGAUGUAAUUUUACCAGAUGUACCAGAAGAAUUGCCAGAAAAGAAGAAAGAACGUACAAAAGAGAAGACACAAGAAGCUGUUGCUCUUGAAGCAUAAAGUAUCAUUAGUGAAAUUUUUACUUUAUCUACACUUUGCACAGGAAUCUGUGUACAUAUGUACAGUAUAUUGUAUGUAAGGCUCAGUGUGAAUAAUUCUUACGUUGAGAUAAUUAGGGUAUAACUGAAAGAAUGGAAAUUAAUAUUGAAGACUGUUUUCCAUUAUAAGGCGCGUGUACAUGAUUUCUGUAUUGUGAGUAUAGGUUUUGAACCAACGGAUGUGCAAUUGAGGCAAUUGUACAUUGCUUUUUCAUAUAUUACAUGUAUCAUGCCUUGUAUGUACAAAUACCUUUUUAUCUUAUUAUUGGCCUCUCUUUCAUAUAGUUACAAAAAAGGUGCAAAAGAUUGAAAUGUUGUAAUAAAUAUGAUUUUAUUUAAAAUGU
This is a messenger RNA of Megachile rotundata (alfalfa leafcutting bee), 1148 nucleotides long. RefSeq names its product vacuolar protein sorting 20 (gene Vps20). Lineage: Eukaryota; Metazoa; Arthropoda; Insecta; Hymenoptera; Megachilidae. Gene Ontology annotation, cellular component: multivesicular body; ESCRT III complex. Gene Ontology annotation, biological process: vesicle budding from membrane; late endosome to vacuole transport via multivesicular body sorting pathway. The record is from RefSeq and is a predicted model, not a curated record.